AUGAAAGGGAAGUAUAAAGGGUGCUUGGUUGCAGCCAGUGGACAAGAUGGAAAUAUGCAAAUUUUUCCCUUGGCAUUUGGUGUAGUUGAUGGGGAAAAUGAAGGAGGAUGGGUGUGGUUCUUUGAGAAUCUAAAAAAGUUUAUUCCAGAUGAAGAAGCCCUAGUUUUUGUCUUUGACAAACAUGCGUCAAUAUAUGCAGCGUUAGGGUUGGCUACUGUGGUAUCUAAAGCUGCGAGGGCAUACACCGUAGGAGAUUUCCGGUAUUGGUGGAGAGAAAUAGAAAACCGAAAACCAGCUUGCGCAACUUAUCUCACAGAAAUUGGUCUGCCACACUGGACACUGUCUCACUUCCCCAGAGAUCGUUACAACAUAAUGAGUAGCAACAUCUCAGAGUCGUUGAAUGCGGCGAUGCAAACUGCUGUUGAUUACCCUAUUGUGUCGAUGGUCGAGUUUAUCCGGGCAAUGUUGAUGAGGUGGUUUUACUGCCGGAGGACAAUGCGAGUCAGUGGAUUUAUCAAGUUAACGAUGGACGAGUUGCCAUGUUGUCAUGCUUUGGCUGCCAGAGGAGUGUUUCAAAUCGAUAUCUAUUCGCUGGUUGAUGAAUGCUACUUUGUUGGUCCGUGGAGGAAAAAGUACGCAGAAGUCAUAAUGCUCGUGCCAAAAGAAAGGGACAACGACAUCCCAGCGGCCGUACGAGAAGAGGCUGCUGAUCCACCUAGAACAAAACGCGCGGGUGGAAGGCCAAAGAAGAAAAGGAUACCUUCCCAGGGGGAAAAGCAUAAACGGAAGAAGCGAAAGACACCUGCCAAGUGUGGAAGAUGCUUCGGGGUGGGUCAUAACAGGAAAACAUGUUCUCAGCUAAUAUGA
Molecule: messenger RNA, 867 nt
Organism: Camelina sativa (false flax)
Lineage: Eukaryota; Viridiplantae; Streptophyta; Magnoliopsida; Brassicales; Brassicaceae
Source: RefSeq, a predicted model, not a curated record